Pantherophis guttatus is the source of this 6076-nucleotide messenger RNA. It is a transcript of the gene ZFYVE9, whose product is annotated as zinc finger FYVE-type containing 9. NCBI's taxonomy places the organism in Eukaryota, Metazoa, Chordata, Lepidosauria, Squamata, Colubridae. Gene Ontology annotation, molecular function: metal ion binding. Gene Ontology annotation, cellular component: early endosome membrane. Gene Ontology annotation, biological process: transforming growth factor beta receptor signaling pathway; endosomal transport. The record is from RefSeq and is a predicted model, not a curated record.
CCUGAGGAGGCCGGUCAGGCGCUGGGCUCGUGCCGCAGUGCCGUGCACCGCCCCUGGAACCUGGCAGGGGGCGCUGGUUACCGGUUUGCUGAGGUAGCCUCCGAAUAAGCUUAAAGUCAGCGAAGCCCGCUGGCCGCCAGCGGCCCUCGCGGUUGGGAAUUGAGGGACGGGCGGGCUCCGCGUCGGCCUUUCUGGCGCUCGUUUUUAGCGCAAGGCCCCGCUCGGGAGAGAAGAAGGGCUCGGCGGCCCCGGGAGGAACCUCUUCGCCAUGCAGGCCCGGCGGCGCCUGCUGUUGUUGUUGCCGCCGCUUUCGGAGGAUCAAGCACAGCAUAGAGUCUCAACUGAACUACCUGACUUUGCAGUAUAUCUGAUGGAUAGGCAAUGCCUGAAUUGUUUCUUCAUGCUUAUAUAAGAUUAAAGGUUCAAACAAGAUUCUGGAUGACAUUCCUGCCAAAUGGAGAACUAUUUCCAGACAGAGGCUUAUAACCUUGAUAAGGUUUUAGAUGAAUUUGAACAAAAUGAAGAUGAAGCUAUUUCACCUACAUUGUUGGAAGCAAAGUGGAGUCAGAUCCUAGAUCCUCCUUCUCAACGGCUGACUUUGAACCCAGCUCUAGCCAAUGUAAAUGAAUCAACCCUUUCUAAGUGUCCAGAGAAAUUGAAAUCCUUUUCCCUAUCACAUAUAGCCACUACAUCUAUAGGAGGAGGGGCUUACUGUUUUAAUGGCCAAAAUCCUAAUAUGAGCCAAGAAAACACAAACAUGUGGAUUGAUGACCAGGCAACAACAGAUGAUCAGUUGGUUAUGAGAAAUAGCAAUCAAAAUAUUCAGUGUCACUCUGCUGAUGAUGAAGGAAAAAAAUGUGGCAGUAUAGACUGUUUACCCGAAGAACAAAAUGUUCUAGUUGUAGCAGUCAUGCAUAACUGUGACAAAAAAGCAUUACAAAAUGAUUUGCUGGGUUGUAAAAGUUAUAGCAGCCCCCCCUUCAUGGAUACUGUUAGCUUUACACUGGAUAAUGAAGUCCAACAAACCAAUCAUCUUCAUAUUACUGUAAAUGGGUCUGUUGAAAAAGAUACAGAUACUGAAAAAGAACCAGUACUAGCAACAAGUCUGAAUGCAAGUGAAGAUUCUAUUAACCAUGAUAUUGCUGCUGCUGCUUCUUCAAAUUGUUCAUACGGUGACUCUUCUUUGUUAAAGGAGAAUAAUGAUAAUGCAAAUAAAGAUAAUCACUUCUCACAAACUACUGCAUCGGGGAUUAUAAUUCCUUUUCAGAGGCCAUUUGACCCAAGCAUUAAAGUGCAAGAACAAAAUGCAUCAGUUGAAGAUUUAAACACUGAUGUAGUUGUUCAGAAAACAGAACUGGAAACCAAAAGUUCUUCACCUAAUACACACAAUGAUAGCUUUUCCUUUAAGACUUCCGUAACAGAGCAGAUAGCCUCAAAAGUUCAAUCAGGGAUAGCUGAGUUGUCUACGACAUGUAAAUUGAAUGUACUAGGAAGUGGCUAUGAUUGUGAACCUUCUGGUGGAUAUUUGAUCUCUCAAGAUGUUACUGCUAUUGAAAAUGAAGCUGGCAAAUAUGAUAAAAAACUAUCCAGCACAGCUGCUUAUUCAUCAGACUGUCAAGAGAUGACAAAUGAAGAACUGACUCCACAAAAUGAGAUGGGAGAACAAAUAAACACAGAAAAUGAAGCACAGCAGCAAAUAUGUAAUAUCAGUGCAGGUAACAGUGAUGGCAUUUUAGAAAUAGACACUGAUUUAAAAGGGUCAUCUAUAAAUGAGCUUGAAAAUUCCAGUCCAACUGAUGUCACUGGGACAUUAUUGUCAAGUGGGCUGCCCAAUUAUUGUGAUUCCUAUGGAAUACAGAACUCAGUUAUUGCUCAUAUUCCAAAGACUUUGCCCUCCAAGGAAGACUCUGUAACGGAGGAAAAAGAGAUAGAAGAGAGCAAAUCAGAAUGCUAUAGUAAUGUUUAUGAACAAAGAGGAAAUGAAGCCACAGAAAGAAGUGGACUCACUUCGAACUGCUCCGGUGACCAAAUGAGAAAAAAAUGCUUGCAUAAUCUCUGCAGUCAGAUUCCCUCUGAAUCAACUGAAGCGUCAGUAAAAUCAGCAGCUCAUUUACAAUCUCUCAGUAUUCCUUUUGGUGGUGCCCGACCAAAACAGCCUACAAAUCUUACACUACAGAUUCCAAAGCCAUUAUUGGAUCAUUUACAAAAUGACUUGGUUCCUCCAAACUCUGGUGGGAAUAUUAAAAAUAAAAACGAUGUAAGUGAAAAAAUAAAAACAAGCGAAAAUGUAGCAACAAAUAUAUAUACCGAUGAAACAGUACAGAAUGCUCUGGUCACAGAUGCCAGUGGCGAGCAUGCAGAUGACUAUGAUUCUGUGGUUUCCAAUAGUUUGUGCCUUGCAACAGCCUCAGAUAGCCCUGACAAUGAUCUUGGAGCCAGCCAGUCGGGUGUUCAUACAAGAAAGCCAUUUACUACUUUGGGUGAAGUCGCUCCAGUUUGGGUCCCAGAUUCUCAAGCACCAAACUGUAUGAAAUGUGAGGCCAGAUUUACAUUCACUAAAAGAAGGCACCAUUGCAGAGCCUGUGGAAAGGUUUUCUGUGCAGCGUGCUGUAGUCUGAAAUGCAAAUUGCUAUAUAUGGAUAGAAAGGAAGCCAGAGUAUGUGUAAUUUGCCAUUCGGUACUUAUGAAUGCUCAAAGCCUGGAGAAUUUGCUGAGUGCCCCUAGUCCGAGCCCCAAUCCUAACAAUCCUGCUGAAUACUGUUCUACCAUUCCUCCCUUGCAGCAAGUCCAGGCUUCUGGAGUGCUGAAUUCUCCACCACCUACUGUUAUGGUCCCAGUGGGAGUCUUAAAGCAUCCGGGUACUGAAGUGAGUCAGCCUAGAGAACAAAGACGUGUUUGGUUUGCUGAUGGGAUCUUACCCAAUGGUGAAGUUGCUGAUGCAGCCAAAUUAACAGUGUCUGGAACAAGUUCCACUGGAGCACUUGCAGUUUCACAUGAUCCAAGAAAGCCCAUAAGCAACAACACUUUGCCGGAAGAGACUGAAAACACACUUUCAUUUUCAAGAAAUAUAACUCAGGUUGGAAGUCCAGUUGGCAGUGCAAUGAAUCUUAUUCCAGAAGACGGGCUUCCUCCAAUUCUCAUCUCUACUGGAGUAAAAGGAGAUUAUACUGUAGAAGAAAAACCAUCUCACAUAUCAGUGAUGCAACAGCUGGAAGAUGGUGGCCCUGAUCCUCUUGUAUUUGUUUUAAAUGCAAAUUUAUUGUCUAUGGUUAAAAUUGUAAAUUAUGUGAACAGGAAAUGCUGGUGCUUUACUACAAAGGGAAUGCAUGCAGUAGGCCAAUCAGAAAUAGUAAUUCUUCUCCAAUGUUUACCUGAUGAAAAAUGCUUACCCAAGGAUAUUUUUAACCACUUUGUGCAACUUUAUCAAGAUGCCUUGGCAGGAAAUGUUGUGAGCAACUUAGGACACUCAUUUUUCAGUCAGAAUUUCCUUAGUAGCAAGGAGCAUGGUGGUUUCCUAUAUGUUACACCUGCGUAUCAGUCACUGCAGGACUUGGUGCUUCCCACCCCACCAUAUUUAUUUGGGAUUCUUAUCCAGAAAUGGGAGACUCCUUGGGCUAAAGUCUUUCCAAUCCGACUCAUGCUAAGACUCGGAGCUGAAUACAGAUUGUAUCCAUGUCCACUUUUCAGUGUCAGAUUUCGUAAGCCAUUGUUUGGUGAGACUGGUCACACAAUUAUGAAUCUUCUUGCGGACUUCAGGAAUUACCAGUAUACAUUACCAGUUGUCCAAGGCUUAGUGGUUGAUAUGGAAGUCAGGAAAACAAGCAUAAAAAUUCCCAGUAACAGAUAUAAUGAGAUGAUGAAAGCCAUGAACAAAUCCAAUGAGCAUGUUUUAGCAGGUGGUGCAUGCUUCAAUGAGAGAGCAGACUCCCAUCUGGUUUGUGUGCAGAAUGAUGAUGGCAACUAUCAGACUCAGGCCAUCAGUAUUCAUAAUCAACCAAGGAAGGUGACUGGAGCCAGCUUCUUUGUAUUUAGUGGAGCUUUAAAAUCAUCUUCAGGCUAUCUUGCAAAGUCCAGUAUUGUAGAAGAUGGUGUGAUGGUACAGAUAACAGCUGAAAAUAUGGACUCCCUGAGGCAAGCUCUGAGGGAGAUGAAAGACUUUACAAUUUCUUGUGGAAAAAUGGAUGCUGAAGAACCUCAAGAACAUGUGCAUAUUCAGUGGGUGGAUGAUGAUAAAAACUUCAACAAAGGUGUUGUAAGUCCUAUUGAUGGGAAAUCUAUGGAGUCUAUAAUAAGUGUGAAGAUAUUCCAUGGAUCAGAAUAUAAAGCAAAUGGGAAGGUCAUUAGGUGGACAGAGGUUUUCUUUUUGGAAAAUGAUGACCAACAUAAUGGUCUGAGUGACCCAGCAGAUCACAGCAGACUGACUGAGAAUGUGGCUAAGGCUUUCUGCCUGGCCUUAUGCCCACACCUGAAGCUGCUGAAAGAAGAUGGAAUGACCAAGCUGGGUCUACGAGUUACACUCGAUACUGAUCAAGUUGGCUACCAGGCUGGGAGCAAUGGCCAGCCACUGCCUGUUCAGUACAUGAAUGAUCUGGACAGUGCCUUAGUUCCAGUGAUUCAUGGAGGGGCAUGCCAGCUGAGCGAGGGCCCAGUUAUAAUGGAGCUUAUUUUUUAUAUUCUGGAAAACAUCUCAUAAAAGGACUUCAUUUUCUUUCAGACCUGUUCCAGCAGCAGUUGUAUCUGAAUCAUUUGCACUUUAAAACUGGAAAAUUAAGCUUUUAGUUAACACUAUUGUGAGGGGUUGGGUGGGGUGGGUGGGUGAGAACAGUUGUUCCAUAAUUCUGAAUUGUCUAUGCAUUUGUCAACAAACAGGAUCAGGGCAGCUUCUAUGUUACAAAAAAUGGCUAUGCUAUCUUUGCAGCUAACACACAUCUGUUAUGAAUAGAAAUAGAAACCAGUAAUGGUCAUGUUUUAAGGCAAUUGCAGUCAUGUAUUUUGAUGCUCAAAAGAAUGCAGAGACCACUUGGGGAAUAAGGAAAAGACAUGUGUCAACAUGUAAUUUUUGUAGAUAAACUUAUUAUGGAGAAACAAUCAAGACCUCCAUUCUGACCUCAUUCUACUGCUGUUUAUGGUUAAUUUCUCUAGACAUUUAAAAUAUAUUGUUUACAUUAUUGUGACCACUUUAUUGGUCAGCGUACCUCCAGGACAUGCUGGGCUAUUCUUCAGAGAGGUUCAGAAAGAAAGACACAGAUCAGGAAGAUACCUUUUACAUCUGCCCAAAGCAGAAAUCUUUCCAAAAAUUGUAUGUAAAUUAAGCUUGCAUUUUAUGUGCUUUACCUUUUUCUUUUUUUUGUCUCAUUUAAGAAUGAAAUUGGCAAAUCUGCCGUAAGAGUUUUCUUUUCUUUUCUGCACUUUAGUAAGUCUUAUGCCUUUGGCAGGUUUCUUCAAUCUUAAAUGAGCAACUACAUGAAAUUGCUGUUCUUUUCAGCUGAUCUUCUUUUAAAGGAACACACUUUUUAAUUUUGUUUGAUAGGUGUGUAUUCUAUUUAAACAGUCCAUAGCAUUAACCUUGCACUUUAUAGUAGCACCACUAUAUAAAGCUAUCCUCUGAGAAUUCUAGCAAGUUUGCCUACUGUUCCAUGAUUUGCUUUAGCUGCAAGUUAGAAAGCUUGCACCUUGCCUCACUGGAACUGAACUCUGAGCAGACAAGCAGGUUGAAUCUUCUUGCGAAAACAUAUCAAGCUGGCAGUGACAGUCAGCAAGAGAAUGUGAGCAUUUUCCUGUUAACACUACAUUUCCUGAGAAAACAGUAACAAGCAGAAAGUUGUCAAAAGAUUGAGAAAAUAAAUUCAGAUAUCAUUUGGACAGUGCUAUCCAAAUGAGUAGUUAUCAUCCAUGUGCAAGGAGAUAAAAGACUGACCUUUUACUAAAUGAAGAUUAGACAAUGGACUAGCAAAUUUAUAUUGCAAUUCAAGUAUGGAAAACAGUGGCAGCUAUAACUAAUUUUUCUCUGUAGAUAGCCAUAUACAUGAACAUGUGUAGAUUUCAUUUUAGAAUGAAUUGCCUCUGCAUCCUUAAA